CGCGCCCGCUCCUUCCAUCGGCCCCUCUCCCGGGCUGACCGCCGCUGUGUCCACGCACCGCGCCAUGGGCCGGACGCGGGGCGCGCCUCCGGCGCCGGGCGCCGGCCUGACGACGGUCCUGCUUCUUGUGGCGCUCUUGCUGGCCCUCGCCGAGGGGGUUCGCUCGCAGGCGGACCUCUUCCUCCAUGCGGGGCUGCUAAACGCCAGUACCAUGGACCGGGCCGUGGCCUUCGUCACGCAGCCCGGGCAAAUGUCCCUGGCUCUCACCCAGCCCAGCUCCUCGAUGCUGGAAAUCAUUCGCUCGGCCGACAGCACGGCCGUCGUGGAGGAGCUCCGCUGGGGCCCCUACUUCGAGGCAUACCAAGUCGACAUGCUGGUCCGGCCACGGGACCCCCUUUCGGCCCCCUUCUCGCUGAUGGUCCUCCCGGCCCCCGGCAUCAGCACGCCGCUGGUGGUCGAAUACAACACGGCCCAGGUGGCCAUGAUGGAGUCGACCCAAUUCUUCGCCUGGCCGGCCCCCCUGACCAAGGUGCUGGCCGGCCAAGCGGCCGGCAUCAACACUGCCAGCCUGCUGCUGCUGGCCACCCCCGACCCGCUCCUGCCGCGCAACCUGCUGGAGAUGCAUCUGCCGCGAUCCGGGAUGUCGAGCUUUUUGUCGGUGUUCCAGGUGCCGCGAGACGCGGACCCGGUGCUGGCCGUCCCCGGCAAGCCGGCCUCCUACUAUGUCUACUUCGACGGGAACAUCCACCAUGUGCCGCUGCCGGUCCAGUCUCCCGGUUCCUCGGUGUCCCUCCCGCUGGGGGAGGAUGUCCGAGGCCUGGUCGUGUCCUUCCUCGUGAGCGAUAUUUCCAACUGCCCGGGCGGCGACCUGGUGUUGUUGUUUUCCGACGGCCGGGUCGAAGUCCGGCCGUGCUUCGACUUCCCGGCCGGCUCGCAGCAGGCAACCCUCACGGGGUUCCUCCCGCCGGAGGCCGGCGUCCCCGGGCGCUUCCUCAAUCCCGACAUCCACUCCAACACCAGCCCCCUGUUUCUCCUCUACUAUGUGGCCCCCUUGGCCGGGCCCAGCCUCAGCAUGGGGCUCUGGCAGGCGGACGUACGGCAGUCGUCCUUCUCCUGGCGCCGGGUGCACUUGCCAUCGCGCGGCACCAGCGCCCUGGCAACGGCCAGCCUCGUUCGCCUGGCCGCGCCCAGGGGCCUCACCAAGUGGCUGCUCCAGUCGGAUGGCGUGGUGCACUUCGACUCGGUGGACUUCCACUGCGCCCAGGACCCGACCAUUGUCUGCGACUCGGCCAGCACCAUCGAAAGGUCCCCCCUGGGGUGGAUAUGUGCCCCGGACCGGGCCAUGUCGCCCUUCAGCGCGGCCGGCCGCCUGUGCGACGGCUGUGUCGAUGGCUUCUACCUCGAUCGAAAUUCCCCCGGCCGGCCCUGUCAGCCCUGCAUCGAUAACUGCCGCACAUGCGACGGCCCGGAUCGCUGUCUCCUCUGCGAUGGCCCGUUGGUGUUGGCCCCCUCCGGCAUGGCCUGCCUGCCAGACUGCCCGUCGGGUUUCGCCUCGGUCGCCGGGACCUGUCAGCCGGAUCCCCAGUCGCGGCCCCAGGCGGAUACGCUGCUGACCGAGGCGGCUCCCGAAGAACUGGGCCCGGUGCCGGCUGCCAAUCGAUUUCUCCUGGCCCUGGCCGACACGCACCUGGUGGUCAGCCCGGCCGACGGGACGACCUACAUCCCGGCCGAGGCGGUGCUCAAUCCCGGAGCCCGGCGCUCCGGGGUGCUGCUCUUCUUCCAGGCUGGCCAGCCGCUGUUGACAACCUCCGCCAGCAUUGGCCCCUCGUCCUCGGAGAAGCCGGCCCCGGUGGCCAUCCCGCCGCUGGGCCUGGACUCCCUGUCGAAUGUCGAGGCCUUCAUGGAGGUGGGCCCCCUGGUGCGGGGCACGGAGGCCGAGUUGAACUUCGUCUUCUGCCCGCGCUCGCAAAAUGUCCAAGUCGGCAAGCUCACCUGCGUGGUGGACCCCGGCUCGGAGAAUGCCGUCUGCUCGCCGGGGCACUUUUCCCACAACAUGAUUUCGGUCUAUGGGUGUCGGGAUUUGCGGCGCGUCGAUGAUCGUCGCAUUUUGAUCUUCUCCUCGACCAAUUUCAUGUCGCUGGUGGUCUUCGACCCGUACAGCAGCGUGCGCAUCCACUCCUUCGACGGGAUGGACGCGGUGUUCCUGCCGCCGGAGCCCGGCCGGUGGGAGGCCGUCGUGUCGCCCAUUCGCGAUUGGAUUCUCACCAUCGGCCUGACGCAGUACCCGUCGGUCACGCCGCUGGACCUGCUGACCGGCGACUCGCGCCAGGCCGUCACCCAGACUCAACUGCUGGAUGUGCCCCACUCGUGGCAGGGGGUGAACUUCCUGCGCACCGCCGGGCCGGGCCGGCGCCAGCGCGAGGUGGUCCUCUCCCGGGUCAAUGGCCUCCAGUGGGAGGUUGCCCUGCUCCGGGGGGAUGUCCUGCCGUCCGGGCGGACGGUGGCCCUGGCACAUCGGAUCCAGCAGCUGGGCCGGCUGCCGGAGCCGGUGUCCUCCGGCAUGCUGCGCUUUGUGGCCUUGGAUGUGGACUGGCUCCCCGGCCGGCCGGGGGCCCUGUUCAUGUUCACCGACCAGGUUGUCGGCCUGGCCAUCCUCCACUGCCCGGAGGGUGGCGGCUCACCACCCGGGCCCGGGGCUUGCCUCCUGCAGCACCUGUCGAUAACCCUCCUGCCGAGGGAUUUCCACACCAGCGGCCAGCCGGCCUUCUCCGGGCCGGUGAUCCUCCGGCCGGAGCCCGGCCACCAGGCGACCCUUGCCCAGGGCGCGGCCCCCUCCCCCGGGCAUGUGCUCACGCUGAUGGCCUUUUCCCCGGUGGCCGGGCCCACGCGCCUGGCCUUCGAGGCUGCCUGCCCGGACCCCGCCUCCUUCGGGCUGGACUGCCUGGCAUGCGACCCGCUGUGCCGGACAUGCGCCGGCCCGGGUGCCGGGGACUGCCUGUCCUGCAUGCAUGCCCUGCCCGAGGCGCCGGGCACCUGCCUGCCAGGCUGCCCGGCUGGUCGGCAGCCCACCUCGAGUGGGCUGUGCGGCUGCGGCUUCGGCUGCGUCGGGUGCAAUGUGCUGCCCGGCGAGCCGGCCAGGUGCAUGGCCUGCCAGCCGGGGCAUGCUCCCUCCACCAGCCCCGGCUUCGCCGAGUCCUGCUCUCUUUGUGAUGACUCCUGCGCCGAGUGCACGCUUCCCAUGGAGCCCGGUGCUUGCACCAAGUGCCAUCCACUGGCGUGGCUCUUUGGGGGGGCUUGCGUGGGGGCCUGCCCGUCGGGCUUCUGGCCGGACAGCGCCUCCGGCAGCUGUCUCCCCUGUGCCGCCGGCUGCGCCGCGUGCACCAGCGCAUCCGCCUGCACGCGGUGCGCCGACCGGCACUUCCUCGCUGCCGGGGUCUGCCACGUGUGUGACGGGUCGUGCGCUUCGUGCGCCAGCGCCACCGACUGCACCGUCUGCCGGCCGGGACUGGUCUUCCUGGGGACCGAUGCCGGGCAGGCCUCCCUGUGCGGGAGCACCUGUGCGGCGGGCGAGUUCGCCGGGCCCGGCCGGUGCGCCGUCCCCUGCGGGGAGCACUGUUCCAGCUGCCCCGGUCAGCCGGACACCUGCACUCUAUGCGAGCGGGGCUGGCUGCUGGCCAGCCCGGACUGCGUAGCCGAGUGCCCGGCCGGGAGCUCGCCCCUGGGCGGGCUGUGCUCCACGUGCCAUGGCAGCUGCGCGACGUGCUACGGCCCGGGGCCGGAGCAGUGCCUCACCUGCAAGCCGGACACCCCGCUGUACAUGGAUGGGCGUUGCCAUGGCGCCUGCCCGGAGGGCACCUUCCCGAGCGGCCCACUGUGCGUGCCCUGUAGCAUGACGUGCGCCGCGUGCGCCGGGCCCGAGGCGAACCAGUGCACGGCGUGCCCAGCUGGCCGGGCGCUGCAUGCUGGGGCCUGUGUGCAGACAUGCCCGGAGGGAUGGUUCCCGGAGGACGGCCCCGGGGCCGGGGGCAUCGUCUGCCGCCUAUGCGACCCGGGCUGCCUGGCCUGCCAGGCGCCGGGGGCCUGCACCGAGUGCCCUCCGGGGGCCGUGCUCGACCCGGCGGGUCUGUGCGGGGACACCUGCCCGGAGGGGUGGCACGAGUGUGCCAGCUCCCGGCGCUGCCUCCGGUGCCCGAGCACCUGUGGCGCCUGCACCACGGCCGACGCGGCCUGCGCCGCCCGGUGCACCGCCUGCCGGAGUGGUUUCAUCUUGUCGCCGGUCACGGGCACCUGCGGCGCGGCGUGCCCACCCGGCGAGUACAGCGCCGCCGGGGAUGCCGUUUGUCAGCCCUGUGGGCCCAGCUGCCGGAGCUGCUUCGAGUCUGCCGACCGGUGCACCGGUUGCCUCGACGGGGUGCUGGAUACGGCCACCGGCACGUGCCUGUCCGCCUGCCCGGCGCGGUCGGCCCCACUCGAGGGCGUGUGCCUGCUGUGCUCCGGCGGGUGCGAGCGCUGCGAGGCGGCGGCCACACAGCCCGGGUGCACCCUCGACCCGGCCGGGUCACUUGCCUGCCCGGAGGUGCUCGGCUGUGCGGCCUGCGAGCCCGGGCUCUUCCUGCUCGGCGGGGCGUCCUGCGUGGCCGAGUGCCCGGCCGGCACCUUCCCCGAUCAGGAAGCCUCCCCAUGGGCGUGUGCCGGCUGCCAUGCCGAAUGCAAGGCUUGCCUCGGCCCGGAGAAGGCCGACUGCCUGGAUGCCUCCGGGCCGCGGUCGUCACGCAUCGGCCUGGCCGUGGGCUUGGCCGUGGGCCUGCUGCUGCUGCUGAUCCUGCUGAUCCUCCUGGUGUUGUUCUGCGUCCGCCGGCGCACCAAGGCCGGGCCCGCCGCCCCGAAGGACCUGGACGCCGAGGACGCCACCAUGCUGAACACCAUCGUGGAGCUGGCCCUGCCCGGGGCCAUCCUGGUGGGCGUGGACACGGACUUCCGGCCGCUGGACGAGACCCUCGGCGCCGGGACCCAAGCGACGCCGACCGGUCGUCGGUCCUCAUCAGCACCAUGCCCGAGCUGA
Fonticula alba is the source of this 5062-nucleotide messenger RNA. RefSeq lists its product as hypothetical. The transcript is spliced from 4 exons. NCBI's taxonomy places the organism in Eukaryota, Rotosphaerida, Fonticulaceae. Bases 65 to 5062 code for a protein of 1665 amino acids. The record is from RefSeq and is a predicted model, not a curated record.